Molecule: messenger RNA, 3417 nt
Organism: Branchiostoma belcheri (Belcher's lancelet)
Lineage: Eukaryota; Metazoa; Chordata; Leptocardii; Amphioxiformes; Branchiostomatidae
Exons: 14
Coding region: 39-2891 (950 amino acids)
Source: RefSeq, a predicted model, not a curated record
CACUCUUAGGUCUGGUCUUCGCACUUCUGUGAACAAAGAUGAAGAGCAUGCACCUGAAGUUCUUCACCUUGGUGUUUUUGGGUCUUUGCUCCUCUGGAGUGACUGACACCGAUGCAGACACUGACGGAGAAAUGGAAGACACGGAAGGGACCGAUUUAGUCACCGAAGACGCUGAUGAAGACACCGAGGGCACCGAUGGAGACACCGGCGACGCUGGUGAAGACACCAAGGACACUGAUGGAGACACCGAAGACGCUGAUGGAGACAAUGAGGGCACCGAUGGAGACACCGAGGACGCAAAUGGAGACAACAAGGACACUGAUGGAGACACCGAGGGCACCGAUGGAGACACCGGAGACGCUAAUGGAGACACCGAGGGCACCGAUGGAGACACCGGAGACGCUGAUGAAGACACCGAGGGCACCGAUGGAGACACCGGAGACGCUAAUGGAGACACCGAGGGCACCGAUGGAGACACCGAAGACGCUGAUGGAGACAAUGAGGGCACCGAUGGAGACACCGAGGACGCAAAUGGAGACAACGAGGACGCAAAUGGAGACACCGAGGGCACCGGUGGAGACACCGGAGACGCUAAUGGAGACACCAAGGGCACCGAUGGAGACACCCGAGACGCUGAUGUGUCGUCAACAGGAGCAACAGAAAAGAGAGGACAAGAUGCUGAGGACCUCGAAAAUCUCGUAAGGACCUCAAUUGAAAUGAAAAGAGGAAGAGGCGCUAGUGCUGAUGAGCUAUCCUUUCAGAGCCGCCGUCAAAAUAGCGUUGUACCAGGCGACUCACAGAAGAUCAUCUUCCCCGGUCCAAGAAGCAUUGAUGACUAUGCCAGGAUGGAGACCACAUUGUCUGAGGACUUAACCAGCUUUACCCUCUGUGUGCACAUGCGCUCCAACUUGGUCUCCAGCAUGAUCAGCUUGGUCAGCUACGCAGUGCCAGAACACAGCAACGAGCUGCUCUUUUAUGGAUUUAAGGGUGGAUUUACAUUACACAUCCAAAGCAAAAUCCAAAUGGCAGACCUACCAGUUUGGGACGGUGAGUGGCACACCAUAUGUACUACCUGGCGCAGCAGUGAUGGAGCCUGGCAGCUGUACGCUGACGGCGUGCUGAGGGAUUCGGGUUCCGGGUUCAAAGUGGGAGGAAGAGUGCGCAGAGGCGGAACAUGGAUCCUCGGUCAGGACCAAGACGAAGUCGGGGGAGGAUUUAACGCAAAACAGGCCUUCACCGGAGAGCUGUCGGAAGUGAACCUAUGGGACCGCGUGCUGUCUCCAGCAGAAAUAGCAGCGGACUGUAGUUACCAUGGCAACGUGAUUGACUGGGAUACAACUAACAUUGCAGUCUUCGGACAGACCAGCAGGGCUGAGUAUCAUCAAUGCGGCAUAUAUUUUAAAAUCUUUUGGCUCAUGUCAUUUUUUUGCAUUCAGUUACACAUCCAAAGCAAAAUCCAAAUGGCAGACCUACCAGUUUGGGACGGUGAGUGGCACACCAUAUGUACUACCUGGCGCAGCAGUGAUGGAGCCUGGCAGCUGUACGCUGACGGCGUGCUGAGGGAUUCGGGUUCCGGGUUGAAAGUGGGAGGAAGGGUGCGCAGAGGCGGAACAUGGAUCCUCGGUCAGGACCAAGACGAAGUCGGGGGAGGAUUUAACGCAGAACAGGCCUUCACCGGAGAACUGUCUGGAGUGAACCUCUGGGACCGCGUGCUGUCUCCAGCAGAAAUAGCAGCGGACUGUAGUUACCAUGGCAACGUGAUUGACUGGGAUACAACUAACAUUGCAGUCUUCGGACAGACCAGCAGGGCUGAGUAUCAUCAAUGCGCACGUGCACGCGCACCUGUAUCAGAAUUGUCAGCUUCCACCACCUGCAGCAACGACUACAUGGAACUGUCGAUUCCGGAGGAUCAGCUGACCGACAUCGACCUGAACAACCUUCACUGGAGGCCUGACCGGAACUGUGGCGCCACGACUAACGGUACUCACUACCUGUUCCGUACAGAGCUGUACGACUGUGGAACAGAGGUGACCUUCGGCGCGAAGUACGUGACGUUCCUGAACACCAUCGACAUCGUGGGCACCCACCUGAGCAGCGGGGUCAUCACCCGGGAGGGCAACAUCUGGAUCACAUCCAAAUGUAACUACGAGCGUAAGGAGUGGGUGGACUCGACCUUCCUGCCCAUCCCGGGCGGACUGAACUUCACGGAGGAGGGGUUCGGUCAGCUGGAGGUCCGGCUCUCCAUGUUCCCCACCCGGCAGUACCAGAGGCAGUACCGGGCGGACCAGUACCCCAUCCACCUCAGGCUGCGUCAGCACGUCUACAUGCAGCUGGAGGUACAGGGACACGGGCAGAAACUCUCCGUACUGGCGCUGAACUGUAAGGCCACCAUGUCACCUUCACUCAACGACAGCCUGCAGGAUCAACUCAUCAGGGACGGCUGUGCCUCUGACCCCACGCUGAAGACCUACGACGUUGACGACCCCGGCAAGGAGCGGUUCGGUUUCGAGGCGUUCCGCUUCAUCCGGGAGGUGAGGACGGUGUACGUGCACUGUGAGGUGCUGGUCUGUGACGCCGCUGAUGCUGGAUCCCGAUGUGCACAGGGCUGUGUCAGGAGGGGCAAAAGAGCUGCCGGAGAGGUCGACAUGAGGGGACGUCACAUGAUCUACCAGGGACCAAUCGUUCUGGAUGAUGACAAAGAAGCUGAACACGCUGUGCGCCUGGUGGAUGACCAGGAGACUGGCCCUGCACGCCGCGGUGCACCCUGGGCGAUGCUGGCUGCCGGCUGUGUCCUGGCGGCGCUCGCCCUUGUCGUGCUGGGCGCGGCCAUCGUGCAGAAGCGCUCCCGCAGGGGGGAGUGGGCCUAUCACGGUCUGAAGGACGGAGAGUAGAGUAGGCGAUCUGAAAACCACAUGCUAGCCAGGCUGACGUCAUGUUUACAGUUAACACCCCUAACGUCAAGAUGUAGCUUAUGUGUGGUUUGCGCCUUGCCUUCAAUUUUGGAUACAGUCACCAGUUUCAUUAUAAGAGCAUGUCAGGCAACGUUUUGGAUGAUCUACAUUUUCAUGUUUUCCUUUCAAAAAACAAAUGACAAUAUCUUAUAAAUAUCAUACCACCAAUUUGAAAUAAUUGUUAGUAUAGUAACAUAAACCACAUAAAGUCUCUCGAUUUUAGACCACAUUCACAACGUGGUAUGUAUGCCAGUGUUUACGAAAUAUUGCGCACUAUCCCUUGAAAUGUUACAAAUUUUCCCUACUUUGGGCCACACAAAAAAAGUUGCAUCUGUAAACGAUUAUGCCAAUUCUUGUGAAUUGGUGUGGACCUACACCUAAAGCUGAAACUUAUAAUCAAACACGUUCAAACAUUGAUACAACCAAUGAUCAUCCAAGACGUUUGCUCGUGAUGUUUUUUUUUAGC